This is a messenger RNA of Drosophila ficusphila, 2369 nucleotides long. RefSeq names its product RINT1-like protein (gene Rint1). Bases 92 to 2266 code for a protein of 724 amino acids. Gene Ontology annotation, biological process: retrograde vesicle-mediated transport, Golgi to endoplasmic reticulum; regulation of ER to Golgi vesicle-mediated transport; endoplasmic reticulum to Golgi vesicle-mediated transport. Gene Ontology annotation, cellular component: Dsl1/NZR complex. The transcript is spliced from 5 exons. The record is from RefSeq and is a predicted model, not a curated record. Lineage: Eukaryota; Metazoa; Arthropoda; Insecta; Diptera; Drosophilidae.
GUCACAUUGUAACAAUUAUUUAUUUUUAUACGUGGUUCGUGGCCCGUUUAGCCAAUAUUUUAAAUGUUGUUUUAGCUAUUGCUGCACCAAAAUGCAUGCAAAGCUUAGCGAAAUGGAGCUGCGCAUCGUAGCCCGACUCAACGAAGAGAUUGGAAAGGAUGCCAGCCGGCUUCACCGGGCCAAUCACCUAGUUAGUCACUACAAGGAGCGCCUUGAAGUCCUAUCCCAAACACUGGACUAUGAGGAUCCCCAGAAUGUGUCCUGCUAUAAAUCCGCCUUCCAGUGCCAGCAACAAGUUUGCGAAAGCAUCGACUUCGAGCUGGAAAAGUUGGCCCAGUUUGCAGCCAAGCUUAAAAAGAAACUCAAGGAGUGUCAGCCAGCCCUGGAAGGCGUAGCCGAGGACUUGGACAAAGUUCGGCAGCUGCAGCGUUUGACGCAGUACCUCCGACUCGUUCAGGACAUCCAGGAGAUCAGCGCCGCCUUGGAAAAUGCGAUUAAUGGCAAGGACGAGGCCAAGUUGGUCAAUAUCUACCUUACCCUCUACGAGGGCAACGACUGCGAGCACAGCGUGGUGGGUCGUCUGCAGGCCGUAAAGGCCCAGUCCUUGAAGUCCUUUGCCGAACGCACUGCCAUCUACUGGCACAAGCAGCUCCUUAAGCGACUUUCCAGCGAAUUCGAGGCUGUGCUGAAGAGUAUGCGCUGGGCGCAUCUGGAACAGCAGGCCCUAAACUAUUCACCAUCCAGAGAUACUGCCAAGGCCCAGCUGCUGGCCGAAUACAUGUUUUUAAUCAAAUCUCCAGCCGAAGAGCAUGCGCCGCUGCUCAGCAUCACGCCCAGCAUCGUGUGUCAGCCCAUCAACCAGGUGGUGCAACUCCUUUUGGCGCCCUAUCGCCAACGAUUCACAUUUCACUUCACAGGCACCAGACAGACAAACCGAUUGGACAAGCCCGAGUGGUUCUACACACAGAUUCUCAACUGGGGCAAGGAGACGCAUUUCUUUGUGGGCAAAACAUUCCAGCCAUCGGCCAUAAAAGCGGGAAAGCUGGACUAUAAUCUCAGGCUGGAGUUCAUGCGAGGUUUGGUGCAGUUAACCAUUGAGAAGUUGGCGGUGGACAUAGAGCAAAUUGCCCAGGACGAGAUCCUUUUUGCCCAUCUGCUCGAUGAGACGCUGGCCUUUGAAUCAGAACUACGAGAAACAUUUGGUUACCCAGCGAGUUUUCCCAGCGCCAUCUCCGUAAUCACGCAGCCCAUAUAUUUGCUUCGCUGGAUUUCACUGGAAGAACGAUUUUGUGCGGAAAAAAUGGAUGACAUACUGCAGGCAGAAGCCCCAUUUCAGUUAAUUGACCCCAACACAUUCGAGGACGAUCUGAAGAUCCCGAGGUGUGCAGAUCAGUUCAUGCGAUUGCUGGACGCCAUAAAGGAUCGCUACUAUGGUCUAGUUCAACCCGGCCACCAACUGCAGUUCCUGCAGCUUCAACUAGAAUUAAUCGAUAGCUUCCGUCGACGACUGGUGCAAUUACACAGCAGUGGAGCGGUGCCGAGCAUUCCCGUUCUAAACGCCAUCAACUAUUUGGUGAUGGUGCUGCGCGAGUGGGGCGAGAAUGUCCACUAUCUGCACCUACAUGCGGCACUUGCCGGUCCAAAUGCACCAGAGAUCAACUCAGUGUUCGAGCAUGCAGUUGCGGAAUUGGAGCAUUGGGCCAGGCAACUAAUGCGAAAUCUCGCCACGAAGGCUACCAACGAGAUGAAGGCGAAAUCUAUGAGCUAUCGCCACGACGCUUGGCCCACAAUGCCGGAGCAGAACAGCCGGGAGCCGUUUAUUCUUUCGCCGAGCGGCGGCGAAAUGUUCCAGGUGUUGGUUACCCUGCUCCACAAUCUGGAGCGUGAACUUUCCGCUAAUCUGUUUAACCAAACGCUACGCUUGAUAGCCCAUCAAAUCGAUGACUUCAUGCUCGAGAGCAUGGUAAUGAACACGAAGUUCGCACCUGCGGGGGCAGCGCAAUUCAAUUACGAUAUGACGCGCAAUUUAUUCGCACUCUUUGGACAGUAUACGCGACGCCCAGAGCUACUUUUCAAAAGAAUUCACGAUGCCAGCAAAUUGUUGACGGCGGCAAGGGGAACGGCUUUGUUACUGCUGGAAACGCUGCGCAGUAACCAAUCGGUGGAAGAGAAAACGAAACCUCUGAGGGAAUUGAAAGUGCUAAGUCUGGAUAGCAAGCAGUGCAUUGAGGUUUUGGAGCGGAGGACGGACAUAAAAAUGUUUUAAACCAAUGGAAAGUUGCAACGUAGAUAAUAAUUUUGUUUUACCUAAUAAUUCUUGUUUCAAACGGGUCUUAAGAGUUUUUGCAAAUAUAUGAUUUGUUUACCUA